Molecule: messenger RNA, 475 nt
Organism: Drosophila busckii
Lineage: Eukaryota; Metazoa; Arthropoda; Insecta; Diptera; Drosophilidae
Gene: ND-B12
Product: NADH dehydrogenase [ubiquinone] 1 beta subcomplex subunit 3
Exons: 3
Coding region: 82-417 (111 amino acids)
Biological process (GO): electron transport chain; mitochondrial respiratory chain complex I assembly
Cellular component (GO): mitochondrion
Source: RefSeq, a predicted model, not a curated record
GUUGAGUAGUAACUUAACAUUUGCUUUACAUGCCGUUUACAGUGCUGCAUAUUUCCACAACAAAACCGCAAAUCAAGUGAAAUGGGCGGACAUCACGCUGAACCCUACAAAGUACCACAUCCAUCAAUCUACAAAGUUGAGAAUGUGCCACAGCUGGUUGAAGUAAAGAACGCGCUCGGCCGCCAGGGAUUGUGCGAUCCAUGGCUCAGAAAUGAGGCCUGGCGUUAUGAGAAGAAAGCAUUCGGUACACAUGGCGCCCGCUUGAAUACGUUUUUGUUCCGUGGACUCGGCGUGGGCUUUUGUGCAUUUCUGGUCACCAUUGCUGCAGAAUAUGCAAUGGGUAUAGGUAAAGGACAAGGCGGCCAUGGACAUGGCCAUGGAGACGAGCACGGUCACGACGACAAGAAACACCAUUAGUGCAAGUGAAUUAAGUGAUUGUUUAGUUUAAUAAAACUGCAAACGACAUGCGCUUUGA